Molecule: messenger RNA, 2159 nt
Organism: Ochlerotatus camptorhynchus
Lineage: Eukaryota; Metazoa; Arthropoda; Insecta; Diptera; Culicidae
Product: cationic amino acid transporter 2-like
Exons: 4
Coding region: 163-1938 (591 amino acids)
Biological process (GO): L-ornithine transmembrane transport; L-arginine import across plasma membrane
Cellular component (GO): plasma membrane
Molecular function (GO): L-lysine transmembrane transporter activity; L-ornithine transmembrane transporter activity; L-arginine transmembrane transporter activity
Source: RefSeq, a predicted model, not a curated record
GCGGACAUUCGGACUAAAUUUUCUCGUCAAGGGGCGCGUGGCUCCUACGAUCGAAACGAAAAAAAAAGAUAGUUUAAUUUAACGCGCUACUUUAUCAACAACGGCUUGCUGCGAUUUCGAGUGGUGCGUUUUCAAGCACGCGUACGGCGAUUAGAGUCAUUGAUGGACAAAUUCUUCAAGGCCCUCAGCCGCAAGAAACCGAACGACGAUGACGGUAGUCAUUCGAAGCUGGCCCGCGUUCUUACUCUGCUAGAUCUAACGGGCCUGGGUGUCGGCAGUACCCUGGGCUUGGGAGCAUACGUUCUAGCCGGAUCGGUUGCCUACGAACAGGCAGGUCCCGGGGUGGUGCUAUCGUUUGUGAUAGCUGCCCUGGCGGCUGCCAUUGCCGGGCUUUGCUAUGCGGAGUUUGCCGCUCGAGUUCCGAAGGCUGGCUCGGCGUACAUCUACACGUACAUUACGAUCGGGGAGUUUGCUGCCUUUACCAUCGGAUGGAAUCUGAUGCUGGAAUACAUCAUUGGAACUGCCAGUGUAGCUCGGGGGCUCAGUGGCUACAUUGACGCACUGAUCGACUACCGGAUGGCGAAUGCAAUGCAAAGUAUCGUACAGUUCCGGGUGAGUUUCCUCGGAAGAUAUCCGGACAUAUGUUCGUUCUUCGUGGUGCUUACGAUCACUGCCCUCCUAGCAUACGGUGUCAAAGAGUCCACGGUAUUGAACAACAUCUUCACCGGCGUCAAUCUGAUGGUGAUUGUGGUGGUUCUGAUUUCCGUUGGAACUAAGGUCAAUCCUGACAAUUGGAAUAUUAAGCCGGAAGAUAUUCCUCCCGGGGUGGAAGCCGGUGUGGGAGGCUUCAUGCCAUACGGGUUGGCAGGAGUCAUGGCAGGGGCUGCCAAGUGCUUCUACGGUUACGUGGGAUUCGAUUGUAUCGCUACGACAGGGGAAGAAGCCCGGAAUCCAUCCAGAAAUAUUCCUCUGGCCAUAAUUUUCUCCUUGAUCAUCAUAUUUCUGUCGUAUUUUGGAGUGGCUACCGUGCUCACGAUGGCUUUGCCCUACUACAACCAGGAUCCAAUAGCACCGUUUCCGAACCUAUUCGAUUGGCUUGGGUGGCAGGAGAUCAAAUGGAUCGUAUCCAUUGGAGCCAUCUUUUCUCUGUGUACGAACUCCUUGGGUGCGAUGUUCCCUCUUCCACGAGUCCUGUACGCAAUGUCUUCGGAUGGCAUCAUGUUCAAAAAGCUUCGCGAGGUGAAUCCAGUGACGAAGACACCCAUAUUUGCAACUAUCAUAUCCGGAUUAGUAUCCGGAACGAUGGCUUUGCUGUUCGAUCUGCAUCAGCUGAUCGAUAUGAUGUCGAUUGGAACACUGUUGGCGUACACGAUCGUCGCUCUGAGUGUUCUGGUUCUUAGAUACGAUGAGAAUACCAACUUUAGGACCAGUGUUCCCAGCCAGGACAAUACGAUUAUCGUGAAACAGCUGUUCAAUCUGAACAUCGCCAAGACUCCGAAUGCCCUUUCCUCGAAGAUCGUCAAGAUCAGUUUGCUGCUAUACGCUCUCAUCAUAUGUGCCAUCAGUGCCAUACUGAUGCACGGUCAAAACUACCUCUCGGCUCAGUACCCGUUGAAUCUCACCAUCUUGACCAUCCUCGCCAUGUCGAUUCUGAUUCUGUUCCUGGUCAUCGCUUGUCAACCUACGGAGCAGUCCAAGAUUACGUUCAAAGUCCCACUGGUGCCGUUCAUCCCGAUGCUGAGCAUCCUGGUCAACAUCUAUCUCAUGUUCCAACUGGAUGCAGCCACCUGGAUCAGUUUCUCCGUUUGGCUGCUGAUUGGGUUCCUGAUCUACUUCACCUACGGUAUUCGGCAUUCGGUACUGGGUUCCGGCAGUCAGACGCUCUGCGAAAGUCAGCUGGAAAAUCCGUUCGCCAUGAUUGGCGUUGAAAAGGCGUAAUCCUAACCUCAAACCUACCAAAGGGCAUAAAGGGCAAGUGGGAUAGUAUGAGUUUCAUUCCGGGUUAAGGCUAGUAGUUGUAAGCAAUGAAUCGCGAGAAUCUAGUCAAACGAAAUGUGAUUUUACGAAGUGUGAUCAAUGUGUGUAAAUUUACAUCUCUGAGUGUAUAGUAUGUUUAUGUUUUCGAAAAUUUCAUUCUUUUGACAAUGACUUCGACAAUA